GUCAGCUAAACCCGAACAAAAUAUGGAUCAUCCAGAUUUUUCCACAAUCACAAUAUAGUAUUCAUUUCAUAUCACUUUUUCUCCUACUUCUCCUACAAGUAUAGACUCUUUACAUUUAUAGAAAGCUCACGCAUCCUUCAUUUCAACCCCAAUUCUCAACCCUAAAUCUUCAUCAUUUGACGAGAUUUUUAUGAAUGGAAAUCGCCGGGAAGAAGAAGUCGUCCAGUAUGCUGGCGCCGGGGUUCCGAUUCCACCCCACCGACGAGGAAUUGGUGCGCUACUAUCUGCGGCGGAAGGUCUGCGGCAGAGGUUUCCGCUUCCAUGCGAUCUCUGAUAUCGAUAUCUACAAGGCGGAGCCAUGGGAUCUUCCUAGCUUCUCAAAGCUGAAGACUAGAGAUCUGGAAUGGUAUUUCUUCAGCGUGCUGGAUAAGAAAUAUGGCAAUGGAGCAAGGACGAACAGAGCCACUGAAAAGGGAUAUUGGAAGACUACCGGAAAGGACAGGGCUGUCUACCACAGAGGGCAGAUUGUUGGGAUGAAGAAGACUCUUGUGUAUCAUAUUGGGCGUGCUCCAAAGGGACAGCGAACCAACUGGGUUAUGCAUGAGUACAGACUCACUGAUUUGGAGUUGGAGAGAGCUGGCAUUCAUCAGGAUGCAUUUGUGCUUUGCCGUGUCUUCCAGAAGAGUGGCUCUGGGCCAAAGAAUGGUGAACAGUAUGGAGCACCGUUUGUGGAAGAGGAAUGGCUAGAUGAUGAGUCAGACUUGAUUCUGAAAGCAGAAGCAGCAGAGGAGGUUGACUUUGAGGAUGAUGCUUAUUUGGAUGGUGAUGAUCUUGAGCAGAUCCUUGGCUCAGAUAUUCCAUCUGCAGAUUCUCCUCUUCAAUCAAAUUGUCAGCCUGCGGAUGGCAACUUUGUUGAGGAAACUGCAGAGUCAGUACAUGAUGGCCCAAAGCUCUUAGUGAAUGCCGGUGACCAGUAUUGUGAACCUGAGCAGCACGAGGACAAGAACUUGUAUGAUAUACCUGCUCUGCCUCCAUAUGAUAUGGACGUAAGAGCAGUCAAACAUGAAUUCAUUGGUGAAUGUAGCAAGUCGGGGAAUUCUGACGAGUUGGAUUUCUUACUUGAUGAACCACUUCAAGAGAAUCCUGAUGACCUGCCAUAUGGCAGUGUGGGCUUCAUUGAAGCUAGUGAUCUAUCACAUCCCGUUGAAGCUAAUACCUCUCCUCAGGACAUGCUUGAGGAGUUCUUUACGUUCUAUGAUGCCAAUAUCGACAACUCACAGGACUUUGCAUAUGAUUCCUUAGCAAUGCUGGGUAGCGAGGACCUUAUUCCUGAUCAACUAUUGCUUCCUCCUGAGGAACCGGAAGUUGGAGGAGAUCUAUCUACUUUACCCAGUGGAGGACAACCUCUCGACAACAAUAAUGGUGACGCUGCAUCAUCAUCUGAUAAGCUUGACUCCUCCACAUAUGAAUCAGAUUUCCAAUAUCCAUUCCUCAAACAGGCCAGCCAGAUGUUGGGCAGCAUCCCUGCUCCGCCAGCCUUGGCUGCUGAAUUUCCUUCAAAAGAUGUUGUGCAUCGUCUCAAUUCUUUAUCGCAGCCUUCUACUUCAGUUCAUGUCACUGCCGGCAUGAUUCAGAUAAGAAAUUUGUCUACGAAUGACAAUGGAGUAGACCAGUUACUAAGCAAGCCCGCAAACCUCAACAUUGUUCUUUCAUUUGGCUAUUCACGAGGCGAAGAUGGUUCUGCCCAUCUGGAGUCGAGCGUAAGCCUACUUCCCGGGAAGACAGUGCCAACGCUCUCGAGGGGUUGGUUCUACUUCAUGUUCUUCUGGAUCCUUGUGCUCUCCAUCAGCUACAAGAUAGGGAGCUGUAUAUGUGCAAAGUAAUCUUUUCAGGGAACCCCACCCCACCAGCCAGACACCACUCUAACUCUCUAAUACGAUCGCGUAAGCAAAGAUCUCAUCCGCAUACUCGUCGGAUGUUGUGGCAUUUGCUUUUGUCGAAACAGAUGUUUAGGAUGAAUAGGUUUUUAAGUCUUGGAGCAGUGAGAUUGGCUUCCAUCAUGCUGCAAAUUACUGUUAAUUGAAGUUUCUUGCUGAACUAAGUUGUGAAUUUAUCAGAUACAGCCUCUGCCUGUCGCUCCACAUACCUGAUUCUAGGAUGUUCUUUUCAGUUUCAGUGUGUGAUUUUAUGCCAUCUUUGAACUCAAUAACGGCGUCUUGAAUUUGGAAGUCUUGAGUUCUAAGUCUGAAUUCUGUUGAGACGUUGGCGUAAUUUGGCGCCCUUUUUGAAUGUGAACGUCUAUCCAUGACUUAAUGUUUUAACACGGCAUUUUCUUCUUCAA
This is a messenger RNA of Salvia miltiorrhiza (redroot sage), 2341 nucleotides long. RefSeq names its product NAC domain-containing protein 78-like. Gene Ontology annotation, molecular function: DNA binding. The transcript has 6 exons. The record is from RefSeq and is a predicted model, not a curated record. The coding region runs from base 195 to 1883 and encodes 562 amino acids. Gene Ontology annotation, biological process: regulation of DNA-templated transcription. Lineage: Eukaryota; Viridiplantae; Streptophyta; Magnoliopsida; Lamiales; Lamiaceae.